Messenger RNA from Oncorhynchus gorbuscha (pink salmon), 543 nucleotides. RefSeq names its product period circadian protein homolog 2-like. The record is from RefSeq and is a predicted model, not a curated record. Gene Ontology annotation, cellular component: cytoplasm; nucleus. The coding region runs from base 1 to 543 and encodes 180 amino acids. Gene Ontology annotation, molecular function: transcription corepressor binding; transcription cis-regulatory region binding. NCBI's taxonomy places the organism in Eukaryota, Metazoa, Chordata, Actinopteri, Salmoniformes, Salmonidae. Gene Ontology annotation, biological process: entrainment of circadian clock by photoperiod; negative regulation of transcription by RNA polymerase II; circadian regulation of gene expression. The transcript is spliced from 5 exons.
AUGGGCGGAGUUUUGGACCUGUGGGAGCGGUUUGCCAGCAGAAGGCGUAACACUGCGAUUCAAAGCUACUUCCUGGAAUUGCAGGAAAUUAGCUUAAAACUGCAUCUUGUCCUCCUACAGCCGGUCCACAACAUGGGCUCCCGUGGUUACGGUAGCCAUGGCAGCAACGGUUCCCACUGGAAUGGGAAAACUAUUGAGAACAGGAAUGUGGUUGAUGAACCAGGAAAAUCCAUACCGAGUGUGUGUUUGCUAACAGAUGCAUCUCCAGCAGGAGCACAGCAGCAUAAGAGUCCUGUGACGUUUCUGAAGGACUCAGCGGUGCCACCUCUGCUUGUCAAGGACAUUACUGCUACUGCUGCUGCCAGUGUGGAGAAGCUCACCUGUUCUGACCAGACUGUCUACUCCUACCAGCAGAUCAGCUGUCUGGACAGUGUCAUCAGGUAUCUGGAGAGCUGCAUUAUCCCCGUCACGGUGAAGAGGAUGUACCAGUUCUCCUCCUACACCGCAUUCUCCAUGCAUGCUUCACGGUCCAGUGAUCGGUAA